Spinacia oleracea (spinach) is the source of this 1062-nucleotide messenger RNA. Its product is annotated as protein LURP-one-related 17. The transcript has 2 exons. Lineage: Eukaryota; Viridiplantae; Streptophyta; Magnoliopsida; Caryophyllales; Amaranthaceae. Bases 109 to 783 code for a protein of 224 amino acids. The record is from RefSeq and is a predicted model, not a curated record.
UUCUUCUCAUUUCAAAUCGAUCUUCACCUAAUUAUAAACAUAAUCCACCAACAAAAGAAAAUCUAAUCAAAUUACAAAAAUAAUCCUCCCAAAAAAAUAAAAAUAAAAAUGGUGUUAUUUCUGAAAUCAAAAUCCUCAACAAGAGUUACAGAUGAAAAACGAUGCGAAGAAAAUUGCAAGGAAUAUUAUUACAAAGGAGGAGAUGAGAGAGUGACGACGUCAGCAUGUACGUAUUUAACAGUUUGGAGGAAGUCUCUUUUGAUGAGUUGCAGUGGUUUUACUGUGAUUGAUUGUAAUGGUAAUUUGGUUUAUCGUGUUGAUAAUUACCGUGGUAAACCUGCUGAAAUUGUUCUAAUGGAUGCUUCUGGAACUUCCAUUUCAACUAUUUGCCGUCAUAAGACGCUGCGGUUAGUGGGUGAUUGGCUUGUAUACAAAGGUGACUCAAGAGAUCAAAACACCAACAGAUACCAGAAAAAACAGCCAAUUUGCUGUGUGAAGAAGAAUGUUAGCUUACUACAAGCAAAUUCUAAUAUACUUGCACAAGUUUUCCUGGGUACAUCAAGUAAGAGUCCUACAUAUGUGAUUGAAGGGUCAUAUGGACAAAGAUCAUGUAAAGUAAUCGAUAAAUCCUCGAAGAAGAUUGUAGCAGAGAUUAAGAGGAAGGAAGCUGCUAAUGGAUGUGCUUCGUUUGGUCUCGAGGUUUUCCACUUGGUUGUAUGGCCAGGGUUCGAUUCUGGGUUCGCAAUGACUCUAGUUUUACUGCUAGAUCAGAUGUUUAAUUAACUCAAACUAUAUAUACCAAAACUAGUUUGUUUCUUGUUUAAUUUGUUGGGUUUUAGAGUGCCCCUCUGGCUUUUGUUUCCAUGAUGAGGGCUGAUUCCCCUGUUGUUUUUAUAAAGUGGGAAUAUAUAUUAAUAGUCCAUUGUAAUCUACCUCUAAUUAACCUGCUAACCCAUCCUUAAUUGUGUUAGCUGAAUCUUCUUCAGCAGGCGUCAAAUGUAUACAAUUUGUGAUUUGCUUUUUUCAGCUAGUUUAUGAAAAUAACUACCUUUUAAGUUUCAA